Ceratina calcarata is the source of this 1850-nucleotide messenger RNA. RefSeq names its product GID complex subunit 8 homolog protein Houki (gene Hou). NCBI's taxonomy places the organism in Eukaryota, Metazoa, Arthropoda, Insecta, Hymenoptera, Apidae. Gene Ontology annotation, molecular function: protein binding. The transcript has 4 exons. The record is from RefSeq and is a predicted model, not a curated record. The coding region runs from base 481 to 1173 and encodes 230 amino acids.
AGAAAGAUAUUCCUCGCUGCUCGCUUCACGGUUCGCUGGAGCAGCGUAAAUAACGUAAAAAUAAUCUACGGAUAUUUGCGCGACGAUGUCACAAAGUUUGUGGACGCUGCGAAUAAGCGAGUCACUGAAACGAAAUCACGCGAACCGUUACAACACGGACUCGGACGAUUUUGAAACGUGACCGUGACGCGGGUCGUGCCGCUUGGACGGCUCGUGUUUCACGCUCGACGGUCAAAGGUCAAUCGACAGGGGAGCAAACGAUGCGUGCCGUGAUCCGGGAAGGGGAUGGGAAAGGGCGCUGUUCCCGAUGGACUUUGAAAGAUUAAGGUUCGCCGAUGACUGAACUUACAUUGCUGCGGACCACGCUCGUCGCGAUCAAUUUCACACACCGACAAGCCGACGACGUGUACCUCACCGAAGUUCGUGCGAUCGAAACGACCAACCGUCGGGACGGAGAUCGAUGCUGAUCAGCGAAGAACGAUGAGCUAUCCGGAGAAACAAGAGAACAUGACGAAGGAUGACUGGGUCGCCAAGUUGGAGGAGAAUUCUUACACGCAACGGGUAUCCAUGAACAAUUUGAUCAUGAAUUAUCUAGUUACAGAAGGUUUCAAGGAAGCCGCGGAGAAGUUUCAACAGGAAUCCGGCGUGGAACCCACGGUGGACCUGAGUUCGUUGGACGAUAGAAUUCGUAUCAGGGAAGCGAUUCAAAAUGGUCGAAUUCAAGAAGCGACAGAGCUCGUGAACCAGUUGCAUCCGGAACUGUUGGACAACGAUAGAUAUCUUUACUUCCACUUGCAACAGUUGCAUCUGAUCGAACUGAUUCGUACCGGGAAGAUAGAAGAGGCUUUGCAGUUCGCCCAGGACAGGCUCAGCGAAGCCGGGGAGUCGGACAACGUCAUUCUCUGCGAACUGGAGCGUACUCUGGCUCUUUUAGCUUUCGACGAGCCUCACAAAAGCCCCUACAGCGAUUUGCUUCAUCCGACUCACAGACAAAAGAUAGCGAGCGAAUUGAACGCGGCGAUACUAAAGAUGGAACACAAGGAGUCCACGAGCCCACGAUUGAACAAUUUGCUUAAGAUGAUACUUUGGGCGCAGGACGAACUGGAGAAGAAAAAGGUGAAAUAUCCAAAAAUGACGGACUUGGGUAGUGCUACCAUCGAGAGUCCGAAAUAAUAUCGACGGCCGUAAAGUGUUGGACGUUUAUUUAUUAUUAUUAUUAUCGAGAGAAGAUCAACGCGCAUCUGUACCAUAUUAGUUGUUAGCACGUGAGCAAGGUCUAGGGGAGGAACAGACUAGGACUAACUUUCAAUGCGUCCCUGCCUGCUGCCUGUUCGCAUUAGAAUUAUGAUUAGAAAUACAUGAUCGUUCGUAAGAGAUUAAGAUAAAAAAACUUCGUUCAGACGAUAUCUAUACGAAUAAGUGGGACGACUUUUGUUGUAAAUCUUCUCGCUCGUACCGGAAAUACGCGAUAAUUGAAAAAUUCAUGAUCCGAGUAAGAGAACGUGGCUUACCAAUAUUUCUUAAAUAACAUGAUCGCCACAAAGAACGAAUCGUUUUAAUUGAUUAGUGCAAUAUGUGUAGCUAAGAUUCAAGGUAUUUGCAAAUUAUUACUCCGAGGUAAAGAAAGAUCCACGAAACGGGGAUUUCAUGUUUUGUCGUCGGUGCGCAACAAACGAAUACCGCGAGCUUACAUAUUUUACAAUACAUACUCCUCUCUCUCACACACACACACACACACAUAUACACAGACAGACACACAUUCUCUCAGUCGAUCGUGUUUGCAUUGUAUUGAACUUUUUAUAAAGAACACACGCAACACAGCGUAUUAAAUGAUACUUGUCAUUAACGAA